UGGACAACACUUUGUGUAUGUCAACUCAUCUGGUCCCAAAGAAGGAUACACUGCAAGAAUCACUACUUCCCAAUACUUCCCGGCAAGCCUCGGAAUGUGUACUGUUCGGUUCUGGUUCUACAUGAUCGAUCCCAGGAGUAUGGGAGUACUAAAGGUAUAUACCGUUGAGGAAUCUGGACUAAAUAUCCUGGUGUGGUCAGUGAUUGGCAAUAAAAGAACUGGUUGGAUGUACGGAUAUGUACAUCUCUCCAGGAACAGUCCAUUUAAGGUGGCAUUUGAAGCUGAUUUGAGUGGUAAUGAACACAUCUUUAUUGCCCUUGAUGACAUCUCCUUUACCCCAGAAUGUGUAUUUGGAGGUCCUGUCACAACACAGCCACCACCUUGUGAAGCUGAUCAAUUUUCUUGUGUCUACACACUCCAGUGUGUCCCUCUCUCAGGGAAAUGUAAUGGACAGGAGGAUUGCAUAGAUGGAUCGGAUGAAAUAGAUUGUUCUCUCAGCCCUCCUCCUCAGCUCUGCGGUAAAAGGGAGUUCCAGUGCUCUACCCACGAGUGUAUCCCAUCCCUCCUGCUCUGUGAUGGAGUGCCUGACUGCCACUUUAAUGAAGAUGAAUCCAGCUGCUCCAAUGUCAGCUGUUCUGAGGGAGCUCUGCUGUGCACUUCCUCUAACAGCUGUAUCCCAGUUCACAAGCGCUGUGAUGGUUUUGCCAACUGCAUGGACUUCCAACUUGAUGAGUCCAGCUGCUCAGAGUGUCCAAUAGCUUAUUGCAGAAAUGGUGGGACUUGUGUGGUGGAGAAAAGUGGUCCUAUGUGUCAGUAAGUAGCAUUGUCUAUGCUUUUUUUUUUUUUUUAACAUUUAUUGCACUUGGCUUACUUAUUUUUCUUGAGGCUGAUAUAAUAGAGCAUCAAUGUGGGUAAUAAGGUAAAAAAUAGUGAAU
Messenger RNA from Myotis brandtii (Brandt's bat), 935 nucleotides. RefSeq names its product MAM and LDL receptor class A domain containing 1 (gene MALRD1). The record is from RefSeq and is a predicted model, not a curated record. Gene Ontology annotation, molecular function: protein binding. Bases 95 to 817 code for a protein of 240 amino acids. Gene Ontology annotation, cellular component: plasma membrane. Lineage: Eukaryota; Metazoa; Chordata; Mammalia; Chiroptera; Vespertilionidae. The transcript is spliced from 5 exons.